Molecule: messenger RNA, 2566 nt
Organism: Anthonomus grandis grandis
Lineage: Eukaryota; Metazoa; Arthropoda; Insecta; Coleoptera; Curculionidae
Exons: 6
Coding region: 285-2156 (623 amino acids)
Molecular function (GO): protein binding
Source: RefSeq, a predicted model, not a curated record
AUGCCGGUAAACAGUAGUAAACAGUACGCGGUACGAUGGUGACAUGAACGUAUGGUACAGAUGGUACUAUUAUUCUUUUGGUGCGAUCCUUAGCUAUAUACGAGUAUAGGGCAGUGACAUCGCUAGCCUUUGGUAUACUAUUCGCUGUUACUUCUCGUGUGUAAACUGGAUUUUAAAUUGUUAUUAUUUUUAUGCGCCUGUAAAGAAUAAUUAUCUGUGUAAUUAGUGGUGGACAAGGGCGCCGGGAAAUGAUAUUUUACUGGGGUUUCUUAUAAAAACAAAUUAUGAGGUGGUUUCGGAAACAAGAUCAAUCUCCACGUUUGUUAAGUUUGUCACCUCUCAGAACAUUAGACUCUAAUGAUGCCUUUACCUCAGAUACAGCCGACAAAAUUGAAGAUGACAGCUCUUCUCCAUUGGAUAUACUCAGAACCCCUAGGCCACAAAAUAGACACCGGUCAAGAAUAGAUAUGACUCCUUCUUCUUGGGCAAGGCGUCACUACAAUAAAAGUGAAACCAACUUUUACAGCGUAGAAGAUAGCGUUAUAAUUCUUGAGAAGUCGGAAAAACGACGUCAUAAAAGCCAACCUAGAUUUUCCAGUAACAGUGGAAUAUUUACGUGUAAUCCCGAGAAAAAAAAUCCUCUCCUCGAUAGAGUAAAACAUACGAGACUUUCAUGUUUUCGUUCAAGUUCAAAUAAUUCUACUCUUGGAGUAGACGACAUUUUAGCUAGUAGUAAUACAGAUACAGAUAUAGACCCUUCAUGUUCCAAAGAAAGCUCAACAGGUGAAAAUAUUAGUAAUAGUGAUAGUGCCCCAUGUGAUAGUACUUCUAGGUCAUCGUGUUUCACUGCCAAACUUCGCGCCAUGUCCGAACGGUACUUGCAAAACUCAAAAACUAGACUUUUUAAUAAACUAUACAAAAAUUCAGAGACACCUGAAAAGUCGCGAAAAAAGAUUAUAAAGAAACGCAGUUUUUCAUAUGGUGCUUUACCUGAUUUAGAAACAUUUCGGCAAACAAAUGGGAUGAUUUAUAAUGAUGUUAAUAUAAACGAUGAGGAAGACCAUAUAAUGCUUCUUGGAGAUCAUGAAGAUUCUGAUAGUGGAAUAUUGGUAAAUGACUCAUUUGCUUCAAAUUUUGAGGGGCCUUUUAAAUCAGCUUCCCCUUUACAUAUCUCCGAAAUAAAAGACAUAGAAAUAGACAAGCCUAUUGUGAACUCUGCUGUUGAUACAUGUUUGAUUGGACUUCCAAAUAGAAUCAACUCAGCAGAUCGCCUUCUCUUACCAAAUUAUAGUAAAAAUGUAGCCAUUAUCAAAAUUAAGAAAAAUUAUCCAGAAGAAGAGUUAGGCAUAUUUAUUACGAAAAGCAAGCAGAUCUCUCAAGGUUACCUGGUGGGCAAAAUCGUACCUGGCAGUUUGGCUUCAAGAGGUUCAUUACAAGAAGAUGAUGAAAUUCUGAGCGUCAAUGGAACUUCCCUUUCAGGAGUGAGCAUAACAGAAGCCAAGCAAAUCUUAAAUACCGAUUCAGACAAAAUUGAAAUGGUAAUCAUCCGCUGUAUAAAAGAAUCUUUUGUAGACUUUGAGUUCAACAGACAUUCGGUAGCUGGGUCCAUCAGUACCCCUAGCCCUUUAAAUAAGAGGCAUUUCCAAAAAAAUUCAAUCCAUGGUAGCUAUACCAGAAUGCUCAGAAAAAGUUCCUCGUCAUCAAAAAAUGAUAGUAUAUCACCCCCUCCUAGUCCACAGUCUACUGAGCCUCCGUACUCAGAUUCCAGUGCAGCUUCAAACUUUUGUACUCUGCCGAGGAGACCUGCAUCCAGUGUUUGUACUUUUCACACAGUGACUUUGGAGAAAGGAGUUGGAAAGAAAUCACUUGGGUUCACCAUAGUUGGCGGGCGGGACUCACCUAAAGGGGCUUUAGGAAUUUUUAUCAAGACAAUUAUGGUUAAUGGUCAAGCUGCUGAAGAUGGCAGACUGAAAGCAGGUGACGAGAUUUUGGCUGUAAACGGACAAGUUUGUCAUGACAUAUCCCAUGCAGACGCAGUAUUACUUUUCAAAAGCGUGAAAAGUGGCCCAAUAACUUUGCGUAUUUGUAGGAGAAAAAAAAGUCGAAAUUCAUCCAAAGCCAAGUCAUGCAGCAACAUGUUAGAAAAGACGAGUUAGCUUGUAGUCAAAUAAUAUACAUCUGACCGCAAGCUCAUUUCUGGGAUUGAGGAUUCAAUAUUUUAGUGAAGAUGGGUAGAAUUUGUAUAAUGAGUUGAACCAUAAACCUUAUAUAGUUCAUUUACACAUUAAUACUCACUAAUAAAUAUACCGAUAUUGAUAGAUAAGUAAGAGAAAACUCUUCAUUUUCGUCCUAUUAUCAAAUCCCUAUAAAAAGUGUUAUUGUGGCCAAAUAUGUAUAUCCUCUUAAAAUAUCUCAUCAUAUUAUAGUACUUUAAGUUGCCAAAAAUAUUAAGAACUGAUUUUUGUUAGUUGUGUUAUUAUUUCUUUUUAUCGCCUGUAUGUGUAUAUUAUUUUGUGUUAUAGUUUUUCUGUUGUAAAAAUGUAUAAUAUAAUUUAGAUUAUUAUUC